AUGCUUUCUUUGCAACGCAGACAAUUUAGUGUACGAGCCUAUAGCAACCAGCCAGGAGCAACCGGAAUCGGUGGGACAGGCCUGCCCAGUGGCAGUUACCAUGCCAAUGCAACUACCUCUUCUGGAGCUCACGUGACCUUCGGUGCUCCAUCCACAACCAUCGCUUCUGCUACCGUCUCGAAGUUAGCAGAGUCCACAAGUGGCGGCGUUAGUAACGUUCCAACUGCCGCAGUCUGUGACAGCCAAACCUCUGAGAUUGGCUUUGAAGGAGCAGCUAUCGCCAGUGAGCAAUUUGGAAUAACUCAAAACAAUCCCCUUGUUUGUUCGACUUCCAUUGCCAGGCAUUCGUCAGUUUCCAGAGAUAAUCAGCCAGAUGAACCUACGGAACCUACAACACUAACUACAAAAAGAAUUGUUGAAAGGCAACCCAUUCUUCAAAAUCUUGAUUCCUAUCCCGAAGGUGAGCUUUUUCCUGCAGUUAAUAGAGACGACUGCCACAAGUCUAAGUAUAAAAGUGGCUUUUGCGAGCGUCGGCGUGCUGACGAGGAGCGCGUCGUUUUGAAUGUGUCUGGUUUGAAAUUUGAAACACAACUUAAGACACUCAACCGCUUUCCCAAUACUCUGCUGGGCAACCCGAAUAAAAGAAACAGAUAUUAUGACCCACUCAGGAACGAAUACUUUUUUGAUCGCAACCGACCGAGCUUUGAUGCAAUUCUCUAUUAUUAUCAGUCUGGUGGAAGACUUCGGAGACCAGUCAAUGUGCCAAUAGAUGUUUUCACAGAGGAGAUAAGUUUCUACGAGCUUGACAAUGACGCAAUCGAAAAGUAUCGUGAUGAUGAAGGAUUCAUUAAGGAGGACGUAAAGCUGCUACCGGAGAACGAAUUUCAACGAAAGGUGUGGCUUCUUUUUGAAUAUCCAGAAAGCUCCCUUGCCGCGAGAUGUGUUGCGAUUUGUUCAAUCCUCGUGAUAAUUUUGUCAAUCGUCAUCUUUUGUAUAGAAACAUUGCCUCAUUUUAAACAUUAUCGAAUAGCCAAUAGGACUUCCAAGCACCAAUUGGCCAUGAAUUUGGCAAAACAUCCAAAUCAGCUUGACCCCAAUGAGAAUGCUACUUUUGAUUCGAGUUCUGUUUUUCUCAGAUCAGUUCGUGACACCUCGAUGAGUACACAAACACAGUGGGAUGAUUUGUUUUACAAUGUGAUAAUAGUUGAAGACGAUAUACCUCAUCUUGCCGAGCCAUUUUUCAUUAUCGAAACUGUCUGCAUAAUAUGGUUCACUUUUGAGUUGAUGGUUCGAUUUGCUUCCUGCCCUCUAAAGGUGGAAUUCUUUAAAAAUAUAAUGAACUUUAUUGACAUUGUGGCGAUUAUUCCUUAUUUCAUCACCCUGGGCACAGUCAUAGCGGACGAUUCCAAACGCCAAAACCAGGCCAUGUCGCUGGCGAUUCUGCGAGUCAUUCGGCUGGUCCGCGUGUUUCGCAUAUUCAAACUUUCUCGCCAUUCAAAAGGUCUCCAAAUUCUUGGUCAAACUCUCAAAGCUAGUAUCCGGGAGCUGGGUCUCCUGGUAUUUUUUCUUCUUAUUUCUGUCAUCCUCUUCUCUUCUGCUGUAUACUUUGCUGAGAUAGACGCAGAGAAGACCUUUUUCCGCUCCAUACCCGAUGCAUUUUGGUGGGCUGUUGUUACAAUGACAACUGUCGGAUAUGGAGACAUGCGGCCAGUAACCGUGGGCGGCAAACUAGUUGGUUCGUUAUGCGCGAUUGCUGGUGUUCUGACCAUCGCUCUUCCUGUCCCUGUUAUUGUAUCAAACUUUAAUUAUUUCUACCACAGAGAAACAGAAACUGAAGAGAAGCCAAGUUUCACAACUGCCUCUUCUUGCCCUCUCUGUAAGACUCCCAGCAUCUGCAGUUCCACUUCCGGAGGUGGUCUCUUUAGCCCCAAGAAAAAACACAGUCGUGAGGGCAAUGAAUACGAGUUGUCGGGAUCAGUAACACGAGACUCCUCAAGGUCCCAUCAAGAACGCUCUCACUCAGCUUACACCUCUCAUUAUAAUCCUUUAGGCAUCCCAUUGCGAAAAACUACUGGCGAGAUGCCUGAAAUACAUUUGUAUCCUGGAUACAAUGAAAGAGAUGAAGCGGAUGAGGAGAAAGUAGCUCCGACUAGGAAGGAUGGCACGCUAAUUAGACCAAGUUUUUUGAACGCGAUAACUCAGCCCCCCCAGAGAAUAGCUAGAGGACCAAGAACGUCGCUUGACCAGGCAACAGAAUUGAAGCAGCUCACAAAUUCCAACACACUGCCAUUUGCAGCGUUGCCAGAAUGUGUUAUAUUGUCAAACAUUGCAAGCCUUUCUCCACAGAAGUCUAAGACGCAGAUUGACCUCUGA
This is a messenger RNA of Mesocestoides corti, 2373 nucleotides long. Lineage: Eukaryota; Metazoa; Platyhelminthes; Cestoda; Cyclophyllidea; Mesocestoididae. The record is from the annotation of a GenBank genome assembly.